AUGGCUCAGGAACGCUCCGGAAUCGUGGUCGGCCUCAACAAGGGUCACAAGACCACCCCUCUUAACACCCCCAAGACCCGGGUCAGCCGUACCAAGGGCCAGUCUUCCCGCCGUACCGCUUUCGUUCGUGAGAUCGCCCGCGAGGUUGUCGGCCUUGCCCCCUAUGAGCGCCGCAUCAUCGAACUCCUGAGAAACACUCAGGACAAGCGCGCUCGUAAGCUCGCCAAGAAGAGGCUCGGUACCUUCGGCCGUGGCAAGAGAAAGGUCGAGGACAUGCAGCGGGUCAUCGCCGAGGCCCGUCGUGUUGGUGCUCACUAAACGUCUUUUUUUUCUCUCCAUUUUCCUACCAAAAAACCAACCAACUGUGUUUCUCUCUCCCGAUUAGCCAAGAAUGAGAUAACGAGAACAAAAAUCAUUCUUCUCUUUUUUUAAUCAUCAGAAGAAAGGAUACAACAAUAAUGGAAUAUGAAGAAAAAGAGGAUUAGUCAGUGAUGAGGAGAAAACCACCACGCACGACGCCCACCCAAGAAUUAAAUAAAAUACCCUUUUUCG
Molecule: messenger RNA, 552 nt
Organism: Aspergillus japonicus CBS 114.51
Lineage: Eukaryota; Fungi; Ascomycota; Eurotiomycetes; Eurotiales; Aspergillaceae
Product: 60S ribosomal protein eL36
Exons: 3
Coding region: 1-318 (105 amino acids)
Biological process (GO): cytoplasmic translation
Cellular component (GO): ribosome; cytosolic large ribosomal subunit
Molecular function (GO): structural constituent of ribosome
Source: RefSeq, a predicted model, not a curated record